This is a messenger RNA of Syzygium oleosum, 1694 nucleotides long. Its product is annotated as L-ascorbate oxidase homolog. The transcript is spliced from 8 exons. Lineage: Eukaryota; Viridiplantae; Streptophyta; Magnoliopsida; Myrtales; Myrtaceae. The record is from RefSeq and is a predicted model, not a curated record. The coding region runs from base 1 to 1617 and encodes 538 amino acids. Gene Ontology annotation, molecular function: oxidoreductase activity; copper ion binding.
AUGAGGCAGACCCAAUUCCUGCGCAUGUUUCUUGUUGUAUCCUUGGCAUGGCUCAGUGCUUUCUUGGCCAGCGCUGAAGACGCAUAUAGGUACUUCACUUGGACAGUCACUUACGGAACAAUUUCUCCACUCGGUGUACCUCAACAGGGCAUCUUAAUCAAUGGUCAGUUUCCUGGGCCACCCAUUGAAGGUGUCACUAAUGACAACAUCGUCCUAAACCUCAUCAACAACCUAGAUGAACCUUUCCUCCUUACAUGGAACGGGAUCCAGCAGCGGAAGAACUCAUGGCAAGACGGAGUGCUCGGGACACAGUGCCCAAUCCCACCGGGCACGAGCUGGACAUACAAGUUCCAGUUGAAGGAUCAGAUCGGGACCUUCAUGUACUUCCCUUCGACCGCGCUUCACAGAGCAGCUGGAGGUUUCGGAGCUUUGAACAUCGCGCAGAGAAUAGUCAUCCCAAUUCCAUAUCCCACGCCUUUCGGAGAGUUCACUCUUCUUGUUGGCGAUUGGUACAAGAGCGACCACAAGGCCCUACAGCAAAGCCUCGACGCUGGCAAUCCUCUCCCUGUUGCCGACGGUAUUCUCAUCAAUGGACGUCCUAAUGGUUUCAUAUUCACCGGUCAAGGAGGACAAAUAUACAAGUUCAGGGUUUCCAAUGUGGGAAUCGCUACUUCGAUCAACUUCAGGAUUCAAGGCCACAAUAUCACCUUGGUCGAAGUCGAGGGAUGUCACACUCUGCAAGAGGACUACGAAUCGCUCGACGUCCAUCCGGGGCAAUCCGUCACCGUUCUGGUCACAUUGAAAUGGGCGCCCAAGGACUACUUUGUGGUUUGCUCGUCCCGGUUCACUAAGCCGAUCCUCACUGCCACCGGGCUGCUUCGCUACGACGGAUCUAACACCCCGGCCGCAAUGCCCCUGCCAAUCGGUCCAACCUACCAGAUCCACUGGUCCAUGAAACAAGCUAGGACCUUCAGGACGAACUUGACAGCCAAUGCUGCGAGGCCAAACCCGCAAGGCUCAUACCACUACAGCACAAUCAAAGUGGCGAGGACGCUCGUCCUGGCCAACGUAGCUACCCAAAUAAACGGGACGCUCAGGUACACCGUGAACGGCGUCUCCCAUGUCGACCCGGACACUCCGCUGAAGCUGGCCGACUACUUCAACAUCCCUGGGGUCUUCACGGUGAACAGCACCAAGGACACUCCUCCCUCAGGGCCGCCCACGCUGGGCCCCGCGGUUGUCGGGACGAUGCUCCACGACUUCGUAGAGAUUGUCUUCCAGAACACUGAGAAAGCUAUCCAGUCAUGGCACUUGGAUGGCUACAGCUUCUACGUUGUUGGGUACGGUUCUGGUCUGUGGACGCCGGAUUCACGGAAAAGUUACAACAUGGCCGAUGCAGUCUACAGAGACACUUGUCAGGUAUACCCUCUGUCAUGGAGUGCAAUACUGGUGUCCUUGGACAACAAGGGGAUGUGGAACUUGAGGUCGGCGAUCUGGUCGAAGUGGUACCUGGGGCAGCAGCUGUACGUCCGGGUCUGGAACAACGAGAAGAGCCUCUACACCGAAUACGACAUCCCACCAAACGCAUUGCUGUGCGGCAAAGCCAAGAGCCUCUAGAGACAAUCUCUCUUCCCAUUUUUAGCCCCCUUAAUUUCGUUCUUUUUUAGUAUUUUGGUCUCACUUUAAAUUAUAUA